AUGUAACCAAGUUCGUUGCCGACCAAUAUUCCUUAGUCGCAAAACCUCUUUUCUUUAUGUUCAUCACAUUGUCCGAAACUUAUUGUUUUCUUUAGGAAAGAGCAGGAAGACUCGACCGUGUGAGAACAGAUAGAGAGACUGAGAAGACGCCGCAAGCCCCAGCAUUGGUGGUUUGGCGGUGGUCGAGUCGUCCUGGAGCUGUCUCGUUGUUUCUCGACGGCCGAGAAGGAAGAAACCGAGCGGCUAACCAUGGAGAUUGGUGGUCCAACCAAUAUCCAACACGUGGCUCACGUGACCUUUGAUCGCUUCAACGGUUUCCUUGGCCUGCCUUCUGAGUUCGAGCCUGAUGUCCCCAAAAAAGCUCCCAGUGCAAGUGCAACAGUGUUUGGGGUUUCGACAGAGUCAAUGCAGUUAUCAUAUGAUUCGAGGGGGAACUGUGUUCCUGUGAUACUCUUGCUAUUACAGAGUAGGCUAUAUGAUCAAGGAGGCUUGCAGGUGGAAGGAAUAUUCAGAAUAACAGGAGAGAACAGUGAGGAAGAGUACGUAAGGGAGCAGCUAAACAAAGGGUUGAUACCUGAUGGGAUCGAUGUUCAUUGUCUAGCUGGACUUAUCAAGGCUUGGUUCAGAGAGCUACCGAGAGGGGUACUGGAUCCUCUACCAGCGGGGCAAGUGAUGCAGUGCGAGUCAGACGAUGAUUUUGUCAAGGUUGUGAGGCUCUUGCCUCAGACAGAAGCUUCUCUUCUCAAUUGGGCAAUCAAUCUCAUGGCUGAUGUAGUUCAGUUUGAGCAUGUUAACAAGAUGAACUCUCGUAACCUUGCUUUAGUCUUUGCCCCUAACAUGUCUAAGAUGGCAGACCCGUUGACUGCAUUGAUGUAUGCGGUUCAAGUGAUGAAGUUGCUGAAGAGCCUCACAGAGAAAAUCCUGGGAGAAAGGGGAGCCACGUCUUCUCAUGUUGAUAAGAGAUGUAGCAAUGAAGCCGAAGAAGGUGAGAAGGAAGAAAAAGAUGGUGUGUACAUAAUUGAGAAAGAAGCGCCAGAGAUAAUAAGAGUCGUUGUUGAUGGUUGAUGAACACAAGGCAUGAUGCAUGAAGAUUGCGUUUGAAGGUUCUAGUACUUCUGAUUCUAAGGGAGUUCUAUAGCCACUCAUUUGCAAACCGAACCCCAUAUACAAGUGUAACUGAUGUUCUUUAUUAUAUUUUGCGUCUUGGUUGCUUGUUAAAAUAUAUUCGUGUAUGUAACUUCUAGGUAAUGUAGUUUGUUGUUGAAUGAUGAUAUGGUACAAGACUACUAAUU
Brassica napus (rape) is the source of this 1292-nucleotide messenger RNA. RefSeq names its product rho GTPase-activating protein 5. Gene Ontology annotation, molecular function: GTPase activator activity. Lineage: Eukaryota; Viridiplantae; Streptophyta; Magnoliopsida; Brassicales; Brassicaceae. The record is from RefSeq and is a predicted model, not a curated record. The coding region runs from base 250 to 1065 and encodes 271 amino acids. Gene Ontology annotation, biological process: signal transduction. The transcript is spliced from 5 exons.